CAUGUCUGUGAGAGAUACCAUGACAACCAGGAUGUCACCAGUAACUUUCUGGGAGCGAUGUGGCUCAUCUCAAUCACCUUUUUGUCCAUCGGCUAUGGUGACAUGGUGCCCAACACUUACUGUGGGAAAGGUGUCUGCUUGUUGACUGGGAUCAUGGGUGCAGGAUGUACAGCACUGGUGGUAGCUGUCGUUGCUAGGAAACUAGAACUAACCAAAGCUGAGAAACACGUCCAUAACUUCAUGAUGGAUACACAGCUCACCAAGCGGAUAAAAAAUGCAGCAGCCAAUGUUUUACGGGAGACCUGGCUGAUCUACAAACACACAAAACUGCUCAAAAAGAUCGACCACGCGAAAGUGAGGAAGCACCAGAGGAAGUUCCUGCAGGCUAUCCAUCAGCUUCGCAAUGUGAAGAUGGAGCAGAGGAAACUCAAUGACCAGGCCAAUACUCUGGUUGACCUCUCAAAGGUAAUACCAACGGGAAAAAUUCAAACUUCUGAGGAGGGCAGGAUGGCUCACUAUCCUUCAGCCCCAUCUUUAAUCACUCUAUUAUAAUUUUCCGUUGCUGUCUCUGUGCCUUGUUGGUAAUUAAAGUACUGAGCCAUUCAGAGAAGUAAGAUGCCAGGUUCCAUUCCUGGUAUGCGC
Messenger RNA from Chiloscyllium plagiosum (whitespotted bambooshark), 642 nucleotides. The record is from RefSeq and is a predicted model, not a curated record. NCBI's taxonomy places the organism in Eukaryota, Metazoa, Chordata, Chondrichthyes, Orectolobiformes, Hemiscylliidae.